GUGAGGGUGUGCAACUGUGUCUCUCUCUCGUCUCUCUUGAUUCUUCGUCUUUCCCACCGUGUUUUGCACCAAACCGAUAAGGGUCCGCUCCUCCGCGGCAACCGUCGACCGACAUAUCCGUCGGGACAGAAAUUCCGGUUAAAUUAUUGGAGCGUUAAUGUGUGAUUUGAGGAGGUGAAUUUGGGUUGGGAGAAUAGAAGGAUGAGCAGCAUUCAGGCAAAUCUUUGCAAACCUUGUCCAGAUGGGGUCCCUGCGAGGAUAUCUGGAUCAAGUCGCCUUUCUGCAACGCAGGUUGUUUUACCAAUCCGUGCCUAUGAUCCCCUAAGGAACUCCAGAAAACUUGAAUCAAUGAGUCAUCAUGGGAUGCCUGUGUUGAAAUGCCGGCAGGGCACAGCCGUUUGCUUAUUCGCCGGCAAAGAUAAGUCUGAAAGUGAAAAUCAGGGAUCUUCAUGGAAUGCUCUUGAGAAAGCAAUGGGAAGCAUUAAGGGACAGUCUGUAGAAGAUUUAUUGAGGCAGCAGAUUGAAAAGAAGGAAUUCUAUGAUGAUGGAGGGAGUGGUAAAAAUCCACCGCGUGGACGCGGCGGCGGUGGAGGUGGAAAUGGCUCUGAGGGAUCCGGUGAUGAAGGAUUAGCUGGAGUCACGGAUGAGACUUUACAAGUGAUCAUGGCAACUGUUGGCUUUAUUUUCCUGUAUAUCUAUGUCAUAACUGGCGAAGAGAUGACUCGGCUGGGAAAGGACUAUAUCAAGUAUCUUUUUAGAGGACAUAAGAGUGUUCGUCUAACGCGUGCCAUGGACAAGUGUAGUCGGUUCUGGAGGAUCGUUUAUGGGAAGGAGGUUGACAAGCAUUGGCUGGAAAAGGAAAUUCUCAAAACCAAUACCCUGUAUGAUGGCCCUGACUCCUGAGAAGCACAGGCGUAUUGCUAGUUCGUUCUUAGAAUCGGAUUCUGAUGAGUAACCUGUUAAGUAGGCCUCAUAAUUGACUCUAGAGAUAUAUAGACUAUAGCACUAUGGAGGAGACAAUUGUUUCAAGCGUCCGGAGGACGGGGUUAGUCACAUUUCAUUUGAUGACCCAGGAAAAAUGGAUGUU
Molecule: messenger RNA, 1087 nt
Organism: Tripterygium wilfordii
Lineage: Eukaryota; Viridiplantae; Streptophyta; Magnoliopsida; Celastrales; Celastraceae
Exons: 4
Coding region: 202-903 (233 amino acids)
Cellular component (GO): chloroplast
Source: RefSeq, a predicted model, not a curated record